Aspergillus heteromorphus CBS 117.55 is the source of this 1519-nucleotide messenger RNA. RefSeq names its product aldo/keto reductase family protein. Lineage: Eukaryota; Fungi; Ascomycota; Eurotiomycetes; Eurotiales; Aspergillaceae. The transcript is spliced from 2 exons. Gene Ontology annotation, cellular component: cytoplasm. The record is from RefSeq and is a predicted model, not a curated record. The coding region runs from base 387 to 1379 and encodes 330 amino acids.
GCCUAUUCUAUCCUAAUAGCAUCGCAUGUAUGGUUGGAUACUUCAAAAGGUGUGAUCCUUGGCGAUGGAAACUCAUGCCUCAGGCUGAUACAUGUGGCUGUUCCGAGCUAAUCCCAAUCAGGUAACCACCUGGUCAUGACGGCAUUAGCGGAGUUAAGUCUUUUUGCCAUCGUAUCUAAUGCCGGGGAAGACGAAUUCCAAAAACCGAGGGGGCAGUCGUGGAGUGUUCGUGUUCAGUCUUUGUGACAUAUAAAUAGCAAGAUUCUGGCCCCGAUCAGUGUAGCUUUUGUGAUGAUAUCAAACACAGCAUCUGGUCCGAUCUGAGCCAUUGACCACUUUAUACUUCUCUGUCCGCAGUAAUUGAUUGACCAACGUACUAUUUCGCCAUGCCUACCCUCGCUGGAAAGGAGAUCACCCACAAUGGUCUGGGGCUCAUGCGUAUCACUGGGAUGGAAGGAACACCAGACGAGCAAGCAUUCAAGGUCCUCAAGACGGCGUUGACUGCUGGCGUCAAUGUAUGGAACGGGGCAGACUUCUAUGGCCCGCCUGACAACAACUCUCUGCAUCUCAUGAAUCGCUAUUUCACGGCCUACCCCGAAGAUGCGGACAAGGUUGUUCUCUCCAUCAAGUCCGGCUUGAAGGACAUGAGGACGUUCUCGAUGGACUGCUCAGCCGCAGGUCUUCGUGGUUUCGUGGACAACGCUCUCAAGGUACUGGAUGGCAAGAAGAAUAUCGAUAUCUUCGGCUGUGCGAGAGUCGACCCGAAUGUGCCGAUCGAGGAAAGUGUGAAGGCACUAGCAGAGCUGAAGGACGAAGGAAAGAUUGGAGGCAUCCAGCUGACCGAGGUGAAUGCUGACUCGAUCCGUCGUGCUGCCAGCGUCGCCAAGGUCGAUAUGGUCGAGGCCGAGGUCAGUCUUUGGGCGACAGAGGUCUUCAGUAACGGUGUUGCCGAGGCAUGCGCGGAGCAUGACAUUGCAAUCAUCGCGCAUACCCCGCUGGGGGCUGGCAUGUUGACGGGUGCCAUAAAGAGUGUCGAUGAUCUGCCGCCAAACGACCACCAUCGCCACUUCCCUCGCUUCCAUCCCGACAACCUGGCGAAGAACCGGGAGCUGGUGGAGCAGAUUGAGAAGCUGGCAUCUGAGAAGGGAUGCACUCCAGCUCAGCUAGCUUUGUCGUGGAUCAAAGCACAGAGCAAGAAGCCCGGGAUGCCGCUCGUGGUGCCUGUUGCGGGUGCACGAUCAGAAUCUAGGGUGCUUGAAAACGCCAAAGAAGUUGAGCUGACGGAGGAGGAUCUGAAGAAGAUCGGUUCCAUCCUGGACGAAUUUCUCGUUGCAGGGGAGAGAUUCCCAGUGGCGGCCAUGAAGUUGAACCAAUACUAGGGUGGCCAAGCCAACGAAGCUGGGACUAUCUUUAUGACUCAAGGAUCAGAUCGAAUAAUCCUCUCUUCCAAUCUUUAGCCACACUUUCCAAACAUUACCAGGUACUUUUUGAGAUCCAUCUAGCAAGCAAUCGAUUGUUC